Molecule: messenger RNA, 7664 nt
Organism: Osmia lignaria (orchard mason bee)
Lineage: Eukaryota; Metazoa; Arthropoda; Insecta; Hymenoptera; Megachilidae
Source: RefSeq, a predicted model, not a curated record
GUUCUUUGCUUUAAUACGUCUCUUAACGAUCUAAUCGAGGAAAAGCUUCGCAAUUGUCUGGCAUAAAGAAUUUGACGCAUUUAGAAGCUGGCGCUGACUUUCGGUAGCUUGAUUAGAAUCACACGAUCAGCCCUCUAGACGAAAAUAGUGAACAAUGUUAGUGGCGGUGAAGGGGGUUGAAGGAAAAUUCGACGCUAAGGGUGGUGUACAAGUGCGGGCGCCAUCUAGUCCCUCAGUGCCUGACUAUCCUCACGGAAGACCCGUGUUCUCGCGUUCUGAUUACCAGAUUAUUGGCGACAUUUCGUGUGACAAUUUGAUUCAGUGUUUCGUGUUAUAACUAAAGUGACCAGUGCACGCUUCAGAACGGAUACAAAAAGAAUGGACAAGCUGUUAAGAGAAAUGAACGUGGAGUGGCGAUGACAAGCCUGAUCUUGGAAAACGCAGACUUGAACCGACUUUUUCCGAAAUGUCGGCCUAGGGGUGGCCCACCCCCGAGUCCGGGGGCCUCCACGCAGAUCAGUCAGCCGCAUGAGAGCCUCUGUCAGAAGGAGGCCGUCUCUGUUACCACCAGCCUCACGAGUACACUUGCAACUACGUUCGCAAACACUCUCACGACCACCCUUGCAAUCGCCUCCAAGAACACCCAUUCGACGCACUUUCACGCGAUACCGGAAGACAUGAUCGACUUAGAGCGUGAUAUCUCUGAUAGGACAGCAAGCAUGGUGUCUGGUUUCACAGGUGAGAGUCAGCUAUCCGUUGGUGUCAGCGGUGGCAGUGGCAGUGUUGGUGGUCCACUUGGAACAUUUAGCUCACUUGGCACACUUAACACAAAACCACUUUCUUCAAGUUCCUCAUCUGCCUCUGGGCACAGUGAGGAUGCACAACAAUAUGGUAGUUUCCCAGGAAGUGAUCAUCAGAGUCAUUCACAGCAGGAUGAUAGCGGACCUGAGGAAAGCCCUGUAUACAUUUUAACUUCUGCUAAGGGUGAUCGUAGUUAUAAACUAAUGGAUUCAAGAAUUAUAGAAAUUGCUGGUGGACGAGAAGUUUUUUCUCAGAGUCGAGGUAAAGUAGCAGCAAGAAAAUCACGCUUUCUUGCUGCAUCAAAUUCCUUGAAUAAUGAAGAUAUUCAAACAGAUAACAAGCUAUCUGUUAAAAGAAAUAAUAAAUCACCAAAUACUCAAACUAUAUGGGAAUUAAGAAGCCGAUGUGGCGAUACAAGAAAGCAACGUUCUAACAGAGAAGUAACUGAAACUGUAUUUUCUUCAGAAAUACAUUCAGUGUUGCAUAAUCCAACAAAAUCUAUUCUCGAUUAUGAUUCUCCCAAGAGCAAUCACAGCAACCAUAUUAUUAAUUAUGACUCAAUUCUGAAUAGCAAUAAUGUAGAAUACGGUGUAUCGAAAAAUACUACAGAUUUUGAUUAUGGAUUAUCAAAGAGUUGUAUAGAUUAUCAAUCGAACCAUACAACACCAGCAAGAAGCAUGGCGAUCGUCAGCGAUGGUGAAGUAGUUGUCUUUGAUGACAUUGAUGAUAACUGGCAAAAUUUACGACUAGACUUAACUUCUAAUAAUACCAAUCAAAUUACAUCAACUAAUUUAAAUCUGGAGUCUGAAGAGUCUCAAAGAGGUCGUAUUCCUCCGGAACCUUUGAGUUCCAGCAUUGGAAGUACUCCAAGUCCUACAACGGCAUAUCAUCGUAAUACUUCAGAAUUUUUUAAGGUGAUUACUCCUGCUAGCGAUUGUGAAGUUGACUCGCCAUCUUCAGAACGUAAUCACAAAGUGGCAAGAGUAAUUGGUGAAUUACCAAUAGCACAAUAUUCUGAAAGUCCAAGACGUUAUGGAGUACGUGAUACUCAACUUCCUUGUCUUCUAUCAUCGCCAUCUGUAUAUAUGACACCGAGACCUGGCUUUCCCCAGAGAGUAUUACCAACAACACCAAGUCAUAAUGAGAAGGAGGAUACUUCUGCAGAAAUAAUUGUAGAAAAGGCUGUGGUAGAAACAAAUAUGAAUUAUACUGAUGAUCAAACUGUAAAUGCCUCUUCUCCAAAAGUCGAGGACGAAGAAGAUGAUUCUUUAAAACCAUCAACUUUGCCCACUGACAACAUAAGUAACUUGGUAUCAUCCGGUGGUAGUACAUUUGAUUAUUUGUAUGAAUUUUCUGAGACACGAAAGGUACUUGAAGAAUUUUUUAAGUGUCCGCCACCGAUGAAAGAGAAAGAAAACAGUACUGAAUCUUUCCCAUUUCAGGAUCUUGAUUAUGAAUUAAGAAGACAAGGGGGAAGCAGUUACGUUGGUCAGCGAUUGGCUAGUGGUCCACCAACAACGGAAGAAGUUUUGGUACAUGAAUCUCCUAAAAAACAAAGAAGUGAUUUCCCACAGAACAGCGGUGAACAUGAGAAUAAUUUCUUAGACCUCUCAGUAGGUACUGGGAGCAGUGAAGAUCUCGGCGAAACAGAAGUUGGAUUACAAGUCGGGCAUUCUCGUAAUUUUACAUUGAGUCCUGAAACGACUGAUUGUGAUAGUAACUGUGGAGACCUCGAUAGUGAAGUUUCUUUAAUGAUGAUGGAUAAUGAAUUGAUACCGGCUAGCGGUCUGCUUGGAUCGGUCGGUGACUUAGGAAAUAAUUCAGAUUCCUUAAGAAUAUAUACUAGUAUGCCGGUCCUUGAAGACGGCUUAUCAAGCGGACAUGCCAGUGAUACUGAUAAUAAUAACCCAACUGUGAUGCUAAUGAAGCGACAAAUUAAUGAGAUCGAAAAGGAGAUUAUUCAGAGAAGUCGUGUUAAUGAUACUGGUCAUCCUACUGCGACGGAAAGAGAUUCAAUAGGAAAAGAUCUUUCUGGUUUAACUGUUAGCAAAGAUAUUUUACAUUCGUUGAAAGCAUCAUCACCUGAUCUGUUUGUUCCUAACAAAGAAAAUUCGUAUGAUACAAAUGAGCUGCAACUUGAUGGUUUGGAUCCUCUUGGUACACCUCCACCACCUGCGCCACAAGCUAGACAAAGUGUUAAUUUAGAAAUAGGUGGUGAAGUUGAAGCUGCUAUUAAAGAUAUUAGGAUGGCUUUACAAAGGACGAAAACUUUACCUGUCAAGUCUUCUACUGAAGAACCGCCCGAACCUAAUGUUAGUCCGAUUUGGAUACCAAGUAUAUUGGAUGGCAGGCGGAGAAUUUGCGUAGAAAAUAAUAGUGAAGAAUCGGAAGUUCGACGUACAGGUGAAGAAGCGGAUGUUGAAGUGGAGGAAGGUCCAGACGAAGAAGAGGCAGAUACUGAUCUUGAAACUGAUCGUUUGCUUGGACAACAAAGAACAGAUGAUCAGGGUUUUUAUGACGAUAAGGGGUGGAGGAAGCCUAAGACUAGGACAAUGUUACCACCGAUGAGUGGAAAACUGUCAACUCCUAAACAAACUCCCCCAAAAAGCCUGAGUGUUGCUCCGGUAGAAAGCCCGUUAGCACCCUCGGAACCUUUAGCUUCGACCUCUGCCUGUGUGUCCACUUCCGCUUCUGCCUCUAUUUCGCCUCCUCCAGUAGUUUCCGUUAUACAACCACCACCUUGCGAUCGUGACGUUACCACUCCCACGCAACCCUCGUCAAGUCCACAGAAGACUCCAGUUAAAAAUUCUCCCUCAUCCCCUCAGAGUCUCAAGGAAUCUGGCAGCAAGGUGAAAAAGGAAAAAGAGGAGAAGAAGAAAAGCAGAAACAAAGAAGCUCUUCUCGACGAUCCUUCAGUUUUAAUCGAAGGAGUAUUGUUCCGAGCAAGGUACCUCGGAUCUACUCAGCUUGUGUGCGAGGGAGAGCCCACAAAAUCUACUCGCAUGUGCCAGGCAGAAGAAGCUGUGUCUAGGAUAAAGGAGGGGCCAGUGGCUACGGGUAUGCAGGCCACGCUGUUAAACUAUGGGGGGCAACAUGGUUUUGGUCGAUGCAGCGUUGCCUCGCAAGGAAGCCUCGAGGAAGAUGAGUGCGACUCGAGCGAAGAACUUAUAGGGAGCACCCCUGGUGGGGGCCAGUCCGAGUCGCAGACUGUGGGUCUCCAACCAAAACUGGCCCCGAUCAGUGGCUCUAUGGAGCCCACCACCGUUUUCAGGCUUCACUUUCUCGGAUCGGUUGAAGUUGAAGAGGAAGGGAGACGUAAGCGCCUUAACAACCACAUAGUGCGGGAGGCUGUGACUAAGAUCAAGGCGUUGGCACCGGAUGGCGAAACGCAACCGAGUACGGAAGUUGAUCUGUUUAUCUCGACGGAGAAAAUCAUGGUCCUGAAUACGGAUCUUAAAGAGAUCAUGAUGGACCACGCGUUAAGAACAAUAUCUUACAUAGCAGAUAUUGGUGAUGUAGUGGUGCUAAUGGCACGAAGACGAUUCGUACCGCACGAAAUGGAGGAAGCACCAAAAAUCAACAGAACUCCAAAAAUGAUUUGUCACGUUUUCGAAAGUGAAGAGGCUCGGUUUAUUGCACAAAGCAUCGGACAAGCGUUUCAAGUAGCUUACAUGGAGUUCCUCAAAGCAAAUGGUAUCGAAGAUCAUAGUUUUGUGAAAGAAAUGGAUUACCAGGAGGUGCUCAAUUCUCAAGAGAUAUUUGGAGAUGAACUACAAAUGUUCGCCAAAAAAGAAAUGCAAAAAGAGGUAGUAGUACCAAAGGCGAAGGGUGAAAUUUUGGGUGUAGUAAUCGUUGAAUCCGGAUGGGGUUCUAUGCUACCAACAGUUGUAAUCGCAAAUCUAGCACCAGCCGGUGCAGCUGCUCGUUGUGGACAAUUAAACAUUGGUGAUCAGAUAAUAGCCAUCAAUGGUGUCUCGUUAGUCGGUUUACCUCUCUCCACUUGUCAAACUUACAUCAAGAAUUCGAAAAAUCAAACAGUCGUCAAGUUAACUGUCGUUCCAUGUGCGCCGGUGGUCGAGGUCAAAAUCAAAAGACCUGACACUAAGUAUCAGUUAGGAUUUAGUGUACAGAACGGAGUAAUAUGUAGUCUGUUGAGAGGAGGAAUCGCCGAAAGAGGAGGUGUUCGAGUGGGUCAUAGGAUCAUUGAGAUCAACAAUCAAAGUGUCGUUGCUGUGCCGCAUGAGAAGAUCGUCAAUCUUCUUGCCACAUCCGUCGGCGAAAUAUUAAUGAAGACAAUGCCCACAUCAAUGUUUAGGCUAUUAACUGGCCAGGAGUCUCCAGUGUACAUAUAAGCGUUUGGUUGCCUGGCUGAUAUGCGUAGUGAACAGACAAUACAUCCGCCAUCCACUACCGUAUAAUUUACUAACUUUACUCUCUGUACAGAUUUAUUCUACGCAGAUUGCUUUGUGUUUCAAUUCUUGUGGAAUUCUAUUCAUAUACUCUCACCAGCUCCUGCUUAACAAAGCAACAAAACUUACGUAAACAUGUUGCGACAAAUAUUAAUAUAUUGAAUAUUUACAUAAAGCAAAAGAUAUAUAUACAUAAUAUAUACAUAAACGUUUUAUUUAUGAAUGGGAUUCUCUAUGACUGUUUUCAAAUUGACUAUUCCAAUAAUUUAUGGAUAAAUUUUGGAUAAAUUUUUUUUCAUUUUUACUCUCUACUUAUUUAUUUAUGCAAUGAAAAAUAUAUUGCAAGACAAUUUUUUUCAACAACGUUAUUGUGCCAUUUAUAUUGUGCAUUUAUAUUUACGAAUUUUUUCUUUAUUUCUCGUAAUAUCAUUUUUUUCAAUGUAUUAUAUUUUGUGAAUUUGAUGAAAAUGAUAUUUAUUGCAGAAAUAAAGUAACAAGUGAUAAAUAGAUUAAUAAAGUUUUUUAUUUAAUACGUAUAUUGGAGUUUAUAUUUAGUGAAAUCAGCAUUGAGAAUCACAUUCCAUACGUGAUAAGAAAAGCAAAGUAUGCAGUGCACACGAUUAUAUUAGGUUGAUCGGAAAAUAGUGUCGGAUUCUUCAACAAAGUGUCAGUUUGUUAUCAUUACAUGCAGUUUAUUCAUUAAUCAUUAUUCAUUGUUUCUACCGAAACUUGUUGAAGCAUCGUUGAGCUGUAAGUUCAAGGAUAGUCUCAAAUCUGAAAAUUUCGCACAAAUUUUUAACCGCAACCGCAGUCGUAUUGUUAACAUUUUGAAAUUCAUCGAUUAUAUAGUGACAUACAUAAAUGCAUUCUGUCUACACUAGGGAUAUACGGGUAGCCGAGAUUACGGGCUCGACUCUAGUCGGAAAAGAUCGGGUGGGAUCGGCCCGAAAGCAUUAUCCUAUUUGGGAUCCCAAAAUUUUUGAAUUCUUGGGAUUCGAUUCGGUAUAGUGUUUAAAAUGGAUCGUAUCACAUUCAUAGUACGGUCAUUGAUACACUCAAUUUUUUUAAACAACCAAGAAUAUGGCAAACAUGUAAAAAAAAUCUUUAUAGAUACCCAACACUUGUACGUAGCAAAUCGGGCGCUCAUUCUUGCCCGACUUUUCCCGACCUGACCUAAAAAUUUGCCUACCCGUAUAUCCGUAAUCUACAGACAUGCUAAGGAUUGAAGGACAUCCCUAUUUGUUGUCCACAUAAAGGUAUAAUACAAGUUGACUACACAUGCAAAUAAGUGCUGAAGGUCAGCUUAUAUUUUUCAUAAGGAAAAUCCGAUAGUACUUUCCGAUCAACCUAAUACAUAGCACAAAAGCUCUUUACCAACGUUUAGAGCAGGGCUGGAACUCUAUACAUUACGUAGCUCACGACGGAAUAUGUUUUUACCAGGGCCUUCAUACAUUCUGUUGGCUUCAUAGAAAGUAACAUUGUUUAUUUAAUCUGUUUUUUAAUCCACGGAUCGCAGUUUCCUUGUUUUGCACUAAGAUUAAGAGCUACUAUCUAUUACAUAAUACUUUGAAUGUGUCGUCUCGUGAUAAAUAUCACGGUAGUUAUACGGAAGAGUACUCCGUAUUAUGUAUUGUACAUGUAAUUUUUUUUACUGUGAUUUUCUUUUUAUAACUACCUCUGUCGACAGAGGCAUGCUUUUGCUGUUAUUAGCAAUCAUUUUGAGCAAACAAGGAUAUUUAAUAGCUCGCAUCAUUUAUAAGAAAGUUCAACAAUCGAGGUCGGUUAUAUAGUCAAGAAAAUGCACAAUUAAGAAUUUAAUAUCCCAUUUAAAAUUUCUAACAAAAUUAUUGUCAAAAUUACUAUUUUAAAGAAUAUCAGCAUUGAAAAUUAUAUAAAAGGGUGCCUAUUUCCUUGAUAAUGUAUGUAAAUCUAGAAUUUUGCUUACUUCUUAAUAAUACAGAUUUUAAAUAACAAAAUUUAAUGUCCAAAGGAUACAAAUGAUUCCAUUGAUUCCAUGAAAAUAGAAGACAUUGACAAUUAUUUGAAAUAUUUAUUUUAAGUUUCAUCUUAGCCACUUCAUUUCAUCGAUUGAUAUUAACAAAUACACUGUGAAUAACUAUUGAAACAAAUCUAUAAUCUGUGAAGCAACAUCUAUAUGUAACAUACUGCGUAUAAAUGAACGCACUUAUUUUUAUUACUGGUGGACGAUAAUAUCUCUUAGAAUCGUCAGCUGUAAGCGACUUUUGUGGUGCAAUAUUGCUACAUCAUUUUUUUAUUAUUACUGUAACCAAGCGAGAGCAAUCUCAUUAAAAUAAUUAUACCAGCAUUUACAAUUGUCACCAUUAAUAUGCUCUUCUUCAACUAUUUAGAAAAUACUUUCUAUCUAUGAAAUAUAAAUGAAAUGAAGAAAAAAAAAAAUCAUGAAAUAUUAAUCUCAACUUUGCGUAACAUUGU